UCUGAUAUAUUCAAGGACACUCUCUAUAAGAUCAAGGCCAUCCCCAACGUCUUGCACGCCUCUCGCCAAUACACGGGGAGGCUGACAUCAUGUCCACCAUCUUCUUUCUCUGCAGCAUGCUGAUGACCGACUUUGGUACCAUCAUAGAUGAACGGUUCACCCUGCAAUUCAUCAGGACACAGGGACACGACCUCGUCAUGAAGACCAUCAAGCAGAACCCUUACAUCGAGAAGCUUGAACAGAGACAGGAGAACGAGACGGACACCAUAGCUGGCUUGUUGCUGCCUCUGAUAUGCAUGCAUGGUAUUGAGGAAGGGAGGGAAUGGCUGCAGAGGAAUCUCAGCAACCUGCAUCUGGUAAAGAUGACGGAUUACCUCCGAUCCGGAUCAACGCUUGAGAGCUUUUUCAACUGCGUCAAAUGUCCGCCUAGGUUCAAGAAGGCCUGGACUUCGUACCUUGAGUUCUUCGACAGCAUGAUGCUGGACAGGAGGGUGGAGAACCAGACCCAUCUGUUGAUGAACGAAGAGAAGGACAAACAGAAGGCUCAGAAGAAGAGGGACAGGAAGAGACUGAGGAGGCAGAAACAGCGAGAGGCGAAGGAGGUGAAUGUCAAUAAGAAUGCCAAUGGAAAACACUCCGACGAGGAGGUCAGCAAAGCUGUAGGAGCGGAGAAAGCCUCAAAGAGGACAGACGAAAACGUUAGGUACGACCAGCAUGUGCUUAUGCCCGACUGGAAUGUGUGUAUCGAGACCGUGAGGGAAAGUGAUGGCAAUGUCAUCCAGACAAGACAUGACCCGAUGCAGUUCAGAUACAACUACGUUGAACCGACACAUACUAAGAAGUCCAAUGGCUACCACAUGCAUCAGGCGGCGCCGCCUUUGAGGACCAACAAGAACGAUAAAACUGAGUGGCAGAAAGUUGAGAACAGACGAGUAGCAGCUGCAAAGACAACAGCCAACAAAAAGGCCCAGAGAGACCAGAAUGUUCAACACUUAAGGAAACCAAAGAAGCAACAAAAUAAAGCCAAUGAUGCUGCUAAACCGACAGUAGCAAAGCCAGCAAAACGAGUCAUGGGCAAUGUGUGUUGGGCUGAUGUUGCUAAGGGUAAAGUUACGUCACAGCACCUGCAGGAACAACAGGAAACCCUGCGGCAGACUGAACAAUAUCGGCUGAAACAGGAACAAAUUGAAGAACGCCAAAAGCACCUGCAGUGUGUUGAACAACAAUGCAGAGACAUGGGCGCUCGUCGUAAGGAGGUUUUCACGUAUGAAGACGAUUUCCCUAACCUACCAGAAGAGGAAGAAACAGAUGUUUCAGGAGCUCAAUCGACUUCAACGGUGUCUUUCCUUGGGGAGGAACAAAUCGAUCUGAUUCCCGAUCCAGCAGUGGAUUUGGACACCAUUGGUAAUGUACCCGUUAAUCAAGCUUAUUUAGAUGAUAACUCUAUAAAUCCGUACAUCCAGAUGCACCAACUUCAACAGCAGCAGCAACAACAAUAUCCACAACAUUUCCCACCUCCACCGCCCCAGUUCAUAUCUCCAUAUCAGGUGAUGGGUCAAAUGCCAGUGCCAACUCAAACGUGGAUGUGUAGGUAUGGACUGAAUCCUGCUUCACGACCACCUCCAGGAUUCCAGCCCCGCUUGAUGCAUCCACAAAUGCGGCCACGGGUGCCCCAGAUGCACCAGCAGUACGGCUUUGGAGUCAACUUUGCUCAAGGACCAGUAUUCCCUGCACCGCAGAUGACAAUGGCUAACAUUGCACAGUCUCUGCUGCAACCUUAUCUCAUUGAAGACAAAGUGGACGGAAAGAAUUGCCAUGGUGUGGAAGUAGAGCAGAAUCCUGGGGAAUGUCAGCUUCAAGAGAAUGAGGAGAUUGACUCUGACAAGAAUGUGACUGCAGAGGACUUUUUGACAGUGAGUCCUGUCUACCACAAUGUAUCUCCCAAUGUUACGGAGAAUAUCUGGACAACAGAACAGCCAGAUAUCUGCUUUCUGGCAACACCUGAAAGACUCAAUGAGACUGGAACACCUGGCUCUAGGCCAAGCACCCCGAACAAAGACACAACGACUUGCAGUAAUGAAGAGGUCGUCAUGCCAGAUCCAGACAAGCAAAGGGAACAGCAAAAUCUUCUUCCAGACAAGUCUCCUGAAGCAUGCCAAAGUCAUGGGUUUCUGGAGCAAGGGAGCCAGCAGGGACUGAGUGAGGAGGACUUCGGCAAAAUAAUCGCACACAUUGCAAGAUGCUUAGCUACAUCUAAAUCCGAAUCUGUCCUCUUUCCAGAGACUCUGAGAGAUGAAUCAGAUACGUCUUCUGCAGCAGGAUCUCUGGCAGCCACGGCCUUUCCUCAGAACCAGGAGGUGUUCCCCGGAUUCCAUGACAUGAAGAGUUCGGUGGCUGGAAACGAGAGUCUGAAUCCAUUUCUGCUUGAGAACAUGGCAAAGGAACAGGUGAAACGUCAGUACAGGACAAUAGCUGGGAAGCCAAUGCUUGAAAACUCAGUCUACUUCCACGACUUUGACUACUACGCUUCUCUCUAUGGAUUAACAACAGAGGAGUUGCGAGUCAACGCCGCACAGUAUGCCAGCGUUAAUAAAAUUCCCGUCGAUGAUGUCAUCAAGAGCAAUGCUGGCCAAGGGGAUGGUAUCAUCAACCCCGAAGAAGGCAUGGCGACUCUAAUGAAUAACGCUACAAAAGGGGAUGAGGUGAGCAGUCACGUGAUUGAGCAGCACACGACCUGUAUCAGCCUGGAGAAGCAUGACCCGGAGGAGGUGGUCCCCGAGGUACAGUGGACGGCCCAGAGCCGCAGGUGGAAGGAUAAACUAGCUGAGCUUAUCGAUCUACCCUACACCAUGAGGAAGCAGAUGGGAAGGAUAGUCAUACCACUCAAUACCGACGACUUCAAGAUUAGCAAGUCGGUUGAAAGCGUGGUGCUGGGCUUCCUGACGGACGGGUGUGAGGUGGGUGUGAGGAUCCUGGAAGCUGAGAGGGAGGUGGUGGCAAAGACCUCAUCAAGAAACUCGCCGCUUCUGACACCAAGUACAACUUCCUGCUCAGAUACAAGGUUGGCGGAGGUUGGGAGUCAGCACUACCUGGCCACCGAGCUGUGCGACUACAGCCUGGAGGAAUACAUCGCCAUCACCCGUCUUGACCACAACCAUGACCCGCUGGCCGCAAACAGACUCGCCUGGCAACUCCUCAAGGGCAUCCGAUACCUCCACGACGACAUCGGCAUUGUCCACGGCAACCUCAGGCCAGACAACAUCUACGUAGACAGCGAGGGCAAGCUGAGGGUGGGCGGUUACGGCAUCAUCAAGAGGGACAAGUUCGGCCACUUCUAUACACGCCCAACAGGGACAAACCUGUGUUGGCAAGCAACCGAGACCUUUGCUGAGGAUGACAACUCCAUGCCAACAACACGGUCGGACGUACAGGUCGUCGGCAUGAUCCUCUACUACAUCCUCACCGGCGGACGACAUCCCUACGGCAGCAACAACUUUGAGAUUGAGCUGAACUUAUGCCAGAACUGUACGGAGCUCGCCUUCAUCAGCGAAGAGGCUAACGACUUGAUAAAUGACAUGCUGUUCUCUGAUGUCUCGGCUAGGCCGUCCGUUGACACCUGUCUCAGGCAUCCAUUCUUCUGGUCAGAAGAGAAGCGGUUCCGGAUGGUGUUGAUCGCUGGCUCGGAUGUGCUGAAGGAGAUGAAGACAGGAAUUGCCCUGACUGGCUCGGGAAGCACCACCAUGACCGACUUCCUGAAUGUGUCAGAAUACCUGGUGAUCAGCGAUGGUUGGAUCAACGUCAUCGACAGCGCCGUCCUGAAGGAGAUGCGAGCGUUCCGUCAGUACAAGAACACCCUGGCUGAGAUGGUGCUAUUUAUCUACAACUGUUGUUUGCAUUUUGACAAGAUGUCACAUGGUGCCCGAGACGUACUUGAUGACCCCUGUCGAUACUUCCUGGCGCGGUUCCCUCCCUUGUUUAUGGCUGUGUACAAAGCCAUUAAGGCCUCCGACAGAACAGAUCGCACUUGCUAUAGACCAUUCUUCUAGAAUCUUCUUUCACUAAUAAUGUAUGUAUAGAUAUUUUGAGAAAUUUUAUAAUCCCGAUAAAAACAUUAGACAGAUUCUUGACCUUCUAUAGGCUCGUUUAUUUUAGAGAAAAAAUACUAUACAAUUACAUAUACACGAUAUACACUAAUACGUUUAAAUAGGUUUUAUAUAUAUUUUCAAUGUGCAUUAUUAUAAUGCUUGUAAUAACGUCUUUCAAUUUCUUGAUAGGAUGUAGGUAUUUUUAUAUAUAUUUAGUCCAUUGGUUUUACAUUAGGCGCAUUUGGUACCUUUGUUUACACCCGUCCAUUGCUAAAUGAAUAUCGUUUGUUGAUUUAUGUCGAUGUUUGUUGCAAUAUUAUAUUUGACACUCGUGAAUAAAGGAUACACUG
This is a messenger RNA of Haliotis rubra (blacklip abalone), 4435 nucleotides long. RefSeq lists its product as uncharacterized. NCBI's taxonomy places the organism in Eukaryota, Metazoa, Mollusca, Gastropoda, Lepetellida, Haliotidae. The record is from RefSeq and is a predicted model, not a curated record. Gene Ontology annotation, cellular component: IRE1-TRAF2-ASK1 complex. Gene Ontology annotation, biological process: protein phosphorylation; mRNA processing; intrinsic apoptotic signaling pathway in response to endoplasmic reticulum stress. Gene Ontology annotation, molecular function: ATP binding; protein serine/threonine kinase activity; RNA endonuclease activity.